Pundamilia nyererei is the source of this 3746-nucleotide messenger RNA. It is a transcript of the gene rabgef1, whose product is annotated as RAB guanine nucleotide exchange factor (GEF) 1. The record is from RefSeq and is a predicted model, not a curated record. The transcript is spliced from 10 exons. Gene Ontology annotation, cellular component: endocytic vesicle; cytosol. Gene Ontology annotation, molecular function: guanyl-nucleotide exchange factor activity; DNA binding; zinc ion binding. The coding region runs from base 154 to 1668 and encodes 504 amino acids. Lineage: Eukaryota; Metazoa; Chordata; Actinopteri; Cichliformes; Cichlidae. Gene Ontology annotation, biological process: vesicle-mediated transport.
AAUGAGAUAUCGCGUAGCUGCCGGACUUCCGUGUUGUCUGCGUGAUGACGUAGUCGUCCGGACCCUCACGGUCUGGUCAGCAUACCGGGCACAAACGCAUCGGAGGCGGAGGUCUGUUUCCAGCUCCUGGACGGUGAAAUCACAAACAGCAUUAUGAGUCAGCGGACGGAGCGACGGGGGAUACACGUGGACCAAUCAGACCUGCUGUGCAAAAAAGGAUGCGGUUACUAUGGCAACGCAGCCUGGCAGGGCCUGUGCUCAAAGUGCUGGAGGGAGGAGUACCAGCGGGUACGGCAGAAACAGAUCCAGGAUGACUGGGCACUGGCAGAAAAGCUGCAACGAGAGGAGGAGGCAGCGUAUGCCAGCAGUCACGGUGUGCAGACUCAGUCCACAACGCCCCCGCAGCCCGGACAUGCCUCGCUGGGUCCCUUCUCCAAGUUUGAGGAGAAGAAAACCAAUGAAAAGACUCGGAAAGUGACCACCGUCAAGAAGUUCUUCAGCCCUUCGUCACGAACUGCUUCUAAAAAAGAAACCCAAGAAGGUAAAACCAGUCCGUCCAUCAGCCGCCACGCAAGCUUCGAUACGGACCAAGUGUCCAAAGACUUUGUGGACUUCCUGAAAAACCUCCAGAAGCCCGGCCGGGAGAUCCACAAGCAGUGCCGAGUCUUUCUCGUGAACAUGUCAAGCAAGAAGGACCUGGGUGCCGAUGAGCUGUCAGAGUGCGUUCAAGAUUUCUACCAGAAUUUGGCCGACCGCCUGAUGACUCACUUUAAAGGCUCCUCUGAGUCUGUGGAGCAGGUGAUGGACCAAGUGGAAAAGUACAUCAUGACUCGUCUGUACAAGAGCGUUUUCUGUCCAGAAACCACUGAUGACGAGAGGAAGGACUUGGCCACACAGAACAGGAUAAGGGCUUUGCACUGGGUGACCAUCCAGAUGCUCUGUGUGUCCAUGGAUGAAGAAAUCCCGGAAGUCUCUGAGAAUGUGGUGAAAGCGAUAACAGAUAUCAUUGAGAUGGAUUCGAAGAGGGUUCCUCGGGACAAACUGGCCUGCAUCACACACUGCAGUAAACACAUCUUCAGCGCUAUUAGGAUCACCAAGAACGAGCCGGCGUCCGCCGACGACUUUCUCCCCGCGCUCAUUUACAUCGUGUUGAAGGCUAAUCCUCCACGACUUCAGUCCAACAUCCAGUACGUCACCCGAUUCUGCAACCCCAGCAGGCUGAUGACCGGAGAGGAUGGAUACUACUUCACCAACCUGUGCUGUGCAGCUGCCUUCAUCGAGAAGUUGGACGCUCAGUCUCUCAAUCUUUCCCCGGAGGAGUUUGAGCGUUACAUGUCGGGCCAAGCCUCGCCAAGAUGCAGCAGCGCAGAGGGCGAGUGGCCCCACACCGGUCCAGGAGCUGGCGUGGCUGCCACCAACCCUGUCCUGGCCCAGCUCAACCACAAUCUGGAGCAGCUGUCGACCAUCAGCAGCCGGCAGGAGAAGGUGAUAGAGGCCGCUCAGAGCCUCCAGGCUGACCUGCUCUCCUGGACCGAGAGCGUCCAGCGGGAGGUGAACGACAUCCUGGAAAAAUAUCCGCUGACCUGCACAGUUUCUGCCAUUGAUGCCAACAACAUAGACAACGACAACCUGCCGCCGCCGCUGACCCCUCAGGUGUUCGCAGGGUAGUACUUUGAAAAUGGGAGUUUCCCAGUAGCCUCUGCACCUUAAAUUUAAAGUGAAGUCAUUUCAGUCAGAAAAAGGAAGAGAGAGGGGUGAGCUACAGGGAGAAGCUGCUUUUAUUUGAUUAUUAUUAUUAUUAUUAUAACUGUAACUAUAAAAACACACUCCACGUACAACUGUUAACAAGGGAUGCAUGAGCUAUGGAACAUUUCUUUUUGUAUACGUUUGUUGUAUUUUGGGGCAUUUUACAUGGAAGUUUAUGCUGACAGUCUCCAUUUAUGAGACUGCCUCAUGUGGCCAUUUAUGGAACUGCAGGAACUGUCUUUGGCAGCUCAGUUUUGGCUUUUAGCUGUCGAGGUUUCUGCAGUUAUGUUGCACAGUUCACUUUUAUUCAACACCAAAUGGACAAAACAAAACAAAGAAAAAUCAAAUAAAUUUGAAACCAAAUUUAGUAGGUUCAUCAAAAAAGGUGUGGUCAAUGGUCAUUUUAGAAGAAAAUAGGAAAUUUAUUAGGGAAAAAAAACCUUGUAAAGUGGUGAGAAAAAACAGGCUGGUUUGCAUUAAAAACUUAUGAGGAAAAGAAAUGGCUAAUUUCUCAUAAAUAAAUGGUCAAAUUACAAGGAAAAAAUUGUCAAUAAAAAACAAUUUUUUAAAAGAGUUUUAAGAAAGAAAUUCAUGAGAAAAACUGGACAAGUUUGCAAGGAAAAAAUAGCAAAUUUGCUGUAAAAAUGUUUAUGAAAAAUAACAGGUAAUUAUGUAACCAAAAACAAACAAAUUUAUGAGAAAGAAAUGGCAAAAAUAUAGCACAUAUUAAACUCACCAGCUGCUGUUACAGGCAGAUGAUGCUGACAGGCUGGAGAAGAGAAUACUCGUGUUAGUGAUGAUAUGAUAUGAAAUAAACGUACCUAAAUUUACGUAACAAUUAAAAUAGAUUUUAAGUGCGCAAAUACAACAACCAGCUUCUGAUGACUAUCACUUAUUGUCAGCUGUGAUUUCGAUUUUGCUCUUAUUAAUGACAAAAUAAGCUCCUAAAUGAUAAGCUUGUUUGUCAACAUUUCUUUACAUGUUCACUCUUUAUUUCACUAAAAAGCGAUCCCACAAAAGAAAGAAAUUAAAAAGCAGACUAACGUGUGUGUGUGUGUGUGUGUGUGUGUGUGUGCAAUUACGGUUUCCCUGUAACACCUUCAGCUGCCAUUGUUAUCUGCCACGGUCUUGAAUUUUUGUUGGCGUGGAAGUUUAAACAUCUGCAGGCCUGCAGAUCGAUGUUUUAGUCUGAGGACAGUUUCACGUUUGUCAUUUUGUAGAGAAAAGAAAUUCAGGUCUUACACAUUUCUAACACAGAACCGCUUACAAUUAUCCUGCAAGCAUGAAUUUACCCUGAAUACACACUUCAGGUUUUGUGUAAUUUAUGUUUCAAUAUUGUACUGUGUGUGGUUUUUUUUAUUUGUUUUUAAAGAUUUACAGUGUUUGUCUGGCUUUCUGCACCACAUACCGGCCUCAGUAACAAACCAUUGCAAAAAUACACAUGUUACAUGAUCAAAAUACUAUUACUAAUGUAUUUUAGAUUUUUUUUUUUUUUUUUAAAUCUCAUUUUGUGUACUGUAUAUUGUUAAAACAGUCCAGUGUCUGCCACUUUAAACCACUCCUGGUCCUGUUUCUGUGUUUAUUUAUUGACCGAGGAUCUUUUAAGUACUGUCAAAUCCAAUAACAUUGCUAGUCGCUGAAAUAAAAGCAAAGGGAUCAUAUAAAAGCCUAUAAAAUGUGUGAUUACUGUAAAUUUACUCAGCUGCAAAAAGCAUCUCCAUUUGCCACGUGUGGCUUGUUUAAUCCUCAGUAACAACCGCUUGAUCUUGAAAAGGUUUUUGCUGUACAUUUCUUUUUCUCUGUGCCACAGAGCUCUAAUAUCGGAGCGACAUGUUCAGGCAGUAGCAGCAGCGCCAAAUGUGUAUUAAUCCACAGCUGAAAUUAGUCCCAUGCGAUUUCACUAUUCACUCUAAGCUACAGUUCCCAGCUAUUUCAUAUAAAUUUUAUAUGUUUGUGAUUUUAAAAAAUUGAUUUAUGCCUUAAGAUGUAACUGAAAUAUU